UUUUUUUUUUACUUUCAUUUAUUAUAAGAAUAUCCUUCCCAUUCGUUCGAUCGUAGAACUCUUUCCUUUCCCUUAAAAAAACAUUUAAAAAAAUAAGCCAAAUAGUUGAAGUUUCAUACUUGAUUCUUCUUUGUCUCCACCCUUCAAACUAGCAUACUUACUUCCAAAUUUGAGACAGUUCUUAUUUAGAUACACGGUACCUACAUCUAGCGUCAUACAUCUUUUCAGUGUCUUCGAUCUCUUCGAGGGGUUCGAGGGGUUCGAGGGGUUCAAGGGUUCAUCCCACUAGCCAGACCUCUCUACCCAAAUUGGUUAGCAGUUGGAAUCUAAGUAUCAGAACGGACGUUAGAUUCUUGGGGGGUCUAUAUUUCUGCUGUGCCACAGUAGAUAGAACACCCCGCGGACCUAUUUGCCGGGUGAUAUCCGUGGCUCGCUGUGCUUCCAAAGUGUCUUAUUAAUAGACUAGGACUCCAUUGUCAACCGUUCUCUAUCACAGCGCCAAUCACGACGGUAUAAUCAUACGUUAGGUGCCUACCUACCUAAAUUUGGCUCGAAGUUCAGCCCUGAUCGGUUGAACGCCAUGACAACCCCUCGGGUAUUCCUCGUCCGUCACGGCGAGACGGAGUGGUCUCUGAGUGGGAAACAUACAGGUGUCACUGAUAUACCGCUGACAGCCAAUGGUGAGAAGCGAGUCAAGGCGACAGGUCGCGCUCUCGUAGGGGAUGACCGAUUGAUUGUCCCAAAGCAACUUGCCCAUAUAUACGUGUCGCCACGGAAGCGAGCGCAACGGACCUUUGAGCUACUUAACUUUGGCAUUGAUGACCCGCUACCAUGGAAAGUCCAUGGCGAUAAAUUGCCAGAUGUAGGCCCUCAUUGUAGCGCUCGGGUCGAGGUCACGGAGGAUAUCCGCGAGUGGGAUUACGGUGACUACGAGGGCAUAACAACCCCUGAGAUCCGCGAGAUUCGCAAAAAACAGGGCUUCGAUCAGAAAUGGGACAUCUGGAGAGACGGCUGCGUUGGCGGAGAGAGUCCUGAAGAUGUUACGCAGCGUUUAGACCGCAUAAUUAAGGAGAUCCGAGAGAAUUGGCAUGCUCCUGUAAUAGGUAAACCCAAAUCAGCACAGUUGCCGCCAGCAGAUGUCCUCAUUGUGGCACACGGUCACAUACUCAGAGCCUUCGCUAUGAGAUGGGUUGAUAAGAAAUUCGAGGAGGGUCCAGCGUUCCUGUUAGAGGCUGGUGGUGUUGGGACAUUGAGCUACGAACAUCACAGCAUUGACGAACCAGCAAUAUUACUUGGUGGUUCUUUCGUAGUCGGCCCAUAGACAGAAAAAGCACCUCGUAAGGUUUGAAAUAUAUGCCUAUUAUAAAGACAGGAUAUCAUAGAUACGAAUCCUUUCAUCCAUAUUGAAGAGAUAUAUAACUAUAGAUGAAACGAUACCAACACUCUGACCUUUAUGGCUCCCUCUCUAGAUAUACAUACCUAGUAUAUAUCAUUGUUUUGUUACUCCUUCCCAUAGCCAUGCAUCUAGUGUAGUGGUUGGGAUCGAUGCGGGGCACUUUUGCCCAAAAACAGGCGGUUGCAAGUCCUACCCCUAUUCAUGUCAUUGAGCCACGACUCGUACAAUCUUCGGGCUCAUCUAUAUAUAUCUACAAUCAUAACUUUAGCGUCUUGAAGCUCACGUCCAAAGUUGAUGGUAAACCUUGCUACUUCGGCCCCAGUAGGUAAUCCUAAAAGAGAUGGAAAUGUAAGAAACCAAGUAUAACGAAUAAAUGACCCCAUCGUUUGGAGAA
This is a messenger RNA of Hypoxylon fragiforme, 1790 nucleotides long. Its product is annotated as phosphoglycerate mutase-like protein. Gene Ontology annotation, biological process: ribose phosphate biosynthetic process. The transcript is spliced from 4 exons. The record is from RefSeq and is a predicted model, not a curated record. Lineage: Eukaryota; Fungi; Ascomycota; Sordariomycetes; Xylariales; Hypoxylaceae. Gene Ontology annotation, molecular function: sedoheptulose-bisphosphatase activity. Bases 581 to 1321 code for a protein of 246 amino acids.